This is a messenger RNA of Alosa sapidissima (American shad), 7614 nucleotides long. It is a transcript of the gene wnk1a, whose product is annotated as WNK lysine deficient protein kinase 1a. The transcript is spliced from 26 exons. Bases 728 to 5719 code for a protein of 1663 amino acids. The record is from RefSeq and is a predicted model, not a curated record. Gene Ontology annotation, biological process: protein phosphorylation; positive regulation of sodium ion transmembrane transporter activity; positive regulation of potassium ion import across plasma membrane. Gene Ontology annotation, cellular component: cytosol; cytoplasm. Gene Ontology annotation, molecular function: potassium channel inhibitor activity; chloride channel inhibitor activity; protein serine/threonine kinase activity. NCBI's taxonomy places the organism in Eukaryota, Metazoa, Chordata, Actinopteri, Clupeiformes, Clupeidae.
CAACCAGCAAGAAGGAAAAAAGGAUUGAGGUCAAUGUGAAAAACACAACAAAGGACCGAUGUCGCCUCGCGAGCUGCCAUGAUGAGCGGAAGGAGGUGGUGCAUAUUGUUUAAACAGUUGACAUUCGAACAGCUUCAUUCACAAUUUAGCCGGCCGUGGUAUUAUCCAUUGACCUAGUUAAUUUUGCGUCGCGUUAAUUUAAAGAGAUUUUAUUCUUUUUUUGACAAACGUUUCCUUGGGUAUUCGGAUUUAACCAGGAAUAUCAACUACGUUUCCAUUCCCGCUGUUAACGUUAACGUUAAUGCAUGUCAGCAUGAAGACUUGAAGCCGCACACGUGAUCCUGACACUGCUGUGAAAUUUCAGUUGCAUUUUUUUGAAUUGGAAAGAACAAAUGUAAGGCUUUGCCUACCAUAUGUUUGAUGAGGAAAGAGGAAAAUUGCCAAUGGCCUACAUGAUGGAUGUGUCUCAUCUUGAUUGUGGAAAUCAAAGUAUCCAAAACCUCUCCCUCUUCAGAGGAACACAACAUAUCCUUGGCCAAGUGUACCCCCAGAGUAUUGACUUUAUUUGACCAAGAAGACUACUAAAAUAACAGGAAAAGGUACAAAGCAGACAUUGAUUUUAAACAACUUCUUAAGGUCUGUCCAGCGCAUAUUUUUCUGUUUGGGCUGAACCUGUAUGGAUGGGAUAUAAUUUCUGACACAUCUGCUCCCCCAUGUGGGUGCUGAGAUGUCUGACAACCUCAGUAAGAUGGUUAAAUUCCUAUCCCCCCAAUCAAAGAAUGCUAGCGGCUCUGGCUCGGACUCGCUGUUGGGCGAGGUCCGCCGACGGCGCCACAAUGUCGAGCGGGAGCUCCUCAAGGCUGAGCACCGUUUCUUCCGCCGUAGCGUCAUCAGCGACUCCAACACCACUGCCUUGGAGCUGCCCAGCAAAGCUUGCGUCCUCGCCUCACCACCUGAUUGCAAACGUGGCCUCCCUCCAGCCAACUCCGUUAGUGCUGGAGCCGUCCCAGUGUCUGCAGGUCAGUGUGCAGCGGUGGCAGAGGAGCAGCCGGUGGAAGUUCAAGAGUCAGCUGGAGAGCCCAGGGGGGAUGUUUCAGCACAGGAACCGCAGCCCCUCUCACUGAUGGGCUGUGAUGGAGAGCGGGCGCCAGCCGUCUCCCAAGACCCGCCCAGCGAGGCCUCCGAGCUGGAGUCUGGGAGCAGCUUUGUGGGCCAAGGGGAAGAUGAGCGUGAGGAGGAGGAGGACGAUGGGAAAGAGGCAGAGAAGACUCGUAGUGAGGCUGAACAGAGAGAGUUGGAGAAGAAAGUGCAGGAUGAAGAGGAGGUGGAGACCAAGGCUGUGGGCACAUCUCCUGAAGGCCGCUUCUUGAAGUUUGACAUUGAAAUUGGACGUGGCUCAUUCAAGACCGUCUACAAAGGCCUAGACACAGAGACUACUGUGGAAGUGGCCUGGUGUGAGCUACAGGAUCGUAAGCUGUCCAAGUCUGAGCGCCAGCGCUUCAAGGAGGAGGCCAGUAUGCUGAAGGGGCUUCAGCACCCCAACAUCGUGCGCUUUUAUGAUUUCUGGGAGGCACCUUCCAAGGGCAAGAAAUGCAUCGUCCUAGUGACUGAACUGAUGACCUCUGGCACCCUGAAAACGUACCUGAGACGAUUCAAGGAGAUGAAGAUCAAAGUCUUGCGCAGCUGGUGUCGGCAGAUCCUGAAGGGCCUGCAUUUCCUCCACACAAGGGCUCCGCCUAUAAUCCACCGCGACCUCAAGUGUGACAACAUCUUCAUCACCGGUCCUACUGGCUCUGUCAAGAUCGGUGACCUGGGUCUGGCCACGUUGAAGAGAGCCUCGUUUGCCAAGAGUGUCAUAGGUACCCCAGAGUUCAUGGCUCCAGAGAUGUAUGAGGAGAAGUAUGACGAGUCAGUGGAUGUCUAUGCCUUUGGGAUGUGCAUGCUGGAGAUGGCUACCUCUGAGUACCCGUACUCCGAGUGCCAGAAUGCGGCACAGAUCUAUCGCAGAGUCACCAGCGGGGUAAAACCUGGCAGCUUUGAUAAGGUAGCCUUCCCUGAAGUCAAGGAGAUCAUCGAAGGUUGCAUCCGUCAAAACAAAGACGAGAGAUACGCAAUCAAAGACCUCCUAGGCCACGCCUUCUUCCAAGAGGAGACUGGUGUCCGUGUGGAGUUGGCUGAAGAGGAUGAUGGUGUUGUGGUCGCCAUUAAACUCUGGCUGCGCAUUGAAGAUGUCAAGAAGCUCAAGGGGAAGUACAAGGACAACGAGGCCAUUGAAUUCUCCUUUGACCUCCUGAAGGACGUUCCGGAGGACGUGGCGCAGGAAAUGGUGGACUCUGGCUACGUCUGUGAGGCUGACCAUAAGACCAUGGCCAAGGCCAUCAAAGACCGCGUGGCUCAGAUCUGUCGGAAGCGGGAAAUGCGGCAGCUGGUGCAAGAGAAGCAGGAGAAGAAGAAGAAGCAGGAGGAGGAGUCAGUGGAGCAGCAAAGGGAGGCUCCUCCGCCUGCCACAGGGGCUGCUCCUGCUCCUGCUCCAGCUCCUGCAGCGGCUCCAACCGAGUCAGAGGAGCCAGAGGCAGACCAGCACCAACUCCAGCAGAACGCUGCUCCUCACACCACCAUGGAAGGGGCUCAGGGUUCCAUGAUCCUGACAGAGUCCCACGGCUACCUGUCGCCACAGCAACCUCCAUCCACGGGCCCAGCACAGAGCAGCCCAGCCCAGAUCCCAGUGCAGCACAGCACAGGCCAGUCUAGCAUGGGUCCAGUCCCAGUGCCACACACCUCCAGCACCCUUCCGGUUGUCCCUGGUAGCCAGAGUGGAGCAGAAGCACAGCAACAGCUUGGCGUGUCAACGCAGCACCAGUCCCACCAUGAGGACGGCACCGCUGGCCAGAGCUCUCACACACAGAGUCUGACUCUGCAGGGAGCGCUGCUACAGCAGACUUGGGCUACUGAGCUGAGCCCGCCUGUGUUCUCUCCACCACCCAACGCUGAGCAUCUCUAUUUUCUCUAUCAGGCUGCUCAGACCUCUAUGGGUGCACUGCAUUCUUUGACAGCGGAGCAGACAGCAGGGCAACAACCACUGAUGGCACCCUCCACCGAGAGUGGCCACUCGGAUGCGGCCUCUGGCCUGAGUGAUGGCAAUGACACCGGGGGCAGACACGAGGGCCGCUCCAUGAAGCGCCAUCAUCGCCGGUCCGUGCGCAGUCGCUCACGGCACGACAAGAUACCCAAAGCCAAGCUUGAUGUGCUCAACAUCUCAAACAUUGGAGACAGAGUGGCGGAAUGCCAGUUGGAAACACACAACCGGAAAAUGGUGACUUUCAAGUUUGACUUGGACGGUGAUAAUCCAGAAGAAAUAGCACAGAUAAUGGUCCUGAGUGAGUUCAUCCUGGAGAGUGAGCGGGAAUCGUUCAUUGAGCAGGUCCGUGAGGUCAUCGAGAUGGCUGAUGAGAAAGGAGAGCGCAUGCUGAAGGAAGGCUACACACAGGUUAUGGAACCACAGAUCCCUGGGAUAUCGACUCCACAUGGAGCUGGUGAACCACCUCUGAGUUUGGCUGCCCAGGUGGUCCACUCAGCUGGCCGCCGCUUCAUUGUCAGUCCAGUUCCAGAGGCUCGACUCAGAGAGUCAUUCUUUGGACACCCAUCAGCCAACAAGUCACUUGACGAUGGAACACCAGAUCCAAGGCCAGCCACUGGUCCCAGCUCAGGCAGUGUGCAAAAUGAGCAGAGCACUGCUGCAGUGAGCUCUUACCCAGCCCCGCCUCAGCCCAGCCCAGCCAGCAGCACUCCGGCCCCUGCCCCUGCCCCUGCCCUGCACCACACGCCGGCCCCUGCCCCUGCCCUGCACCACACGCCGGCACCAGAGGCGUCCGCGGGGCCCGGCCUCGUGUCUCCACCGGCGGGGAGGGUCUCUCCAACUGCCAGCGCCCCUGCGCUCUCUGCAGAGAGUGGCGGUGCCAUUGCGAACAUGAGUGGUGUCAACACGGAGCAGGCGGCGGCGUCCAUGCCCACUGCCUCCGCCGUCCCCUCAGGGCCACAGGUGCCCAGCGUCCAGCAGCCCGUCCCCGGUGUGUGUGGGGAGAGUGAGGGCGAGUCCCAGUCCAAGUCUCCAGGCAUCGAGGACAUCCAUGCCCUGGACAAAAAGCUGCGCUCUCUCUUCAUGGACCAGAACUCUGUGUCCAGCUCGUCCAGCCAGCCAGAUAACGUGGCCACUGACUCCUUGUCCUCUCCACCCAGCACAAUGACGUCUUCCCCUCCCCUGGGGGCAGCCAAUCAGGCGCAACCUGCCAGUCAGCCUCUGUCCAGUGGGCAGUCAGACAGUGGGCAGUCAGUGUCCACUUCUGCCCAUGCAGGGAUGCCAGGAGACCCAGGUGCAUCAAAUACACAGUCCUCUGUAAGUUCCGUCCAAGAUGGACAGCCAGCUGUUCCUGGGGACAAGCAGCCAGCAAUUCCACCCCCUACUGGUGGCUUCCAACUGGGACGCUUUCAGGUGUCUGUUGCAUCUGAUGAGGCCCAAAGCAGUGCCCCGAAGCCCUCAACCACGGGCUCCUCUUCGUCAGCCACUCCAUCAUCCUCUUCCUCAUCGUCCUCCUCAUCGUCCUCCCUCUCAAGCCCUGAGAACACACUACACAAAUCUCAGCAUCUGCCCAAACCGGAGAUCAAAGUGGACACCAAGACUGCCCCCACCACCAUUGGCCGAUUUCAGGUCAUGAUUAGCGCCGAUAAUGAAUCGGGUCAGGCUACAGAAGAGCCCUCGGCUGCCCACAGCCACCACAGUGCAGCGCCGGGCUCGGACACCAAGACCCCUUCAAGCAGCCAGCACACCCCAUGCAGCUACUACAUCAGCAGCGACAACGACUCUGAGCCAGAGGAUGAGACCUUCAAGAGGGAGGUCACCCAGAUCAGAGAGAGGCAUAUGAGCGAGAUCCGCACCUUACACCUGCGCCAGAAGGAGGAGAUUGACGCUCUGUUUGCUCGGCUGGGCAGAGCGCCGCCCGCAGUGGUUGCUCCGCCCACUGUAAACAUGUCUGGCGGCAGACGCAGAGUCCCCAAAGGCAAAAGCUGCAAGUCUGGCAAAUGUGGCAGUGCCCAGGCCAGCCCGCAGCACAAAGGUGACAAAACCACAGCCCAGGUUCCAGCAUCCGUGACGACAACAUCUGGAGGGACCAACAACACUACGACUACUAGAGUGACCAAUCAAAAUGCACAUUCACAGAGUUCAAAUGGAAUAGGAAGUGGACCAGCCCAUGGGCCCAACCUCUCCCAGGGUCAUGCUCCUGCCACCCAGAGCCGAAAGGGCACCUUCACAGAUGACCUCCACCAGCUGGUGGAUAACUGGGCACGAGAUGCCAUCAGUCUUGCACAGGUCAAAAAGGUGCCCAAGCAGAACGCUCAAGGCCCUGAUAUGAUGACCCGUAAGUUCUCGGCGCCAGGCCAGCUCUGCUCCAUGGGGGGCCCCAUGGCCGCUCCGGUUGUGUUGCCGUCAGGCGCGCGAAAGGGCUCCCUGUGCCUGGCACCCCAGCAGUUUGGCUACCCCUGCACCCCAUACAGCGGUGCGCCACAGUGGGCCAACCCUGCCGCACCUUCCCAAGUGGGCCUGCUGGGGGCACUGCAGCCCAACGCCACUCCCAUCUCCCUGCAGCAGGGCUACCACAUAGGGACCAACCACAAGGCCAGCAGUGGCAACAGCACUGUUGGGAGAACUACCCAGGCUAGUUGAAACCAGAGAGGGCAGCACGCAUUACAGUGGUCAUGAUUAGGAUCAUCUACCAAUACUAUCACUCAUAUACAUAUAUAAGUACACCAGGAGCGUCAUUUGCCACAAAGCAGAUCUGAGUUGUGUUUCAAGCUUGUAAGGAGGCAAGGAAUUGUUUAUGGAGCAUGUAGAAUAAGAAUGGUUUUGGAUUAACUGGCAACACUGUACAAGAUAAUGGGAAAACUCCCCAACUGUUCACUGUUAAUGAAUGUUAUUUUUGUCAUCUGAACCAUUUAUGAUGGGAAGAAAUCAAGGAGGUUGACUUCACUGACAGAUUUCCUAUUUAAUCUUUUUACCAUCCAUCAGUGAUUGUUAACCGUAUGUUGAUGAGGAUGCCUUCUUGUUGGUGUAUAUCUGUCUGGCGUGUGACUAUUGUGACCAAGUUGGUGUGGCAGCAGACUAGAAUGAGGGGAGGGUUGAGCUGUAGGAAUGUUGUCAGAUGGAUGUUGGGUAAUGUUUGAGUAACGUCAGGCCCACUGUGGAGGGGAACCUGGGAGAAACCAAAAGACUGUAGGUAAUAAGCUGAGCGGGACUAGCUGGUAAACACUGUGGAGGGCAUUUUAGAUUUAUUUCUGUAUUACUAUUAUGUUAAUCAUGGAAAACAUUAGGGGACCUCUCUGUUUACUUAGAAGUACUUCUAUAUUGUCACUUUAUACUUAAAUGUUAAACCACAUAGAGAUAUGUGCAAUUUGGGAGGCAGUGAGAACAAGGGCGUUGAAGUACUUACAUGGAUUUGGAACACGUGUCCAUUUUUAUUAUGUGUAUAUAUAUAUUAACAUAAUUUUUCAUUAUUGAAGUGUUGUAUCUUACUGACACAGAUUCAUCCCUUCUGCCACAAACUUUUGCUUGUUCAUAUUCAUCAGAUAAUAUUGACCCUGGAUACUUGAGAAAAGGAGUACGAGAUGAAUAGUGGUUGUUGAUUUGCUCAGCCUUACAGGUUCAGCAGAUCUAUGGGAUGCCUUUAAAACAAAUUCACAUUGCCCUAUCAGACUGCUUUUGGAGCUAAACUUGUCCACCCUUGAAGCACACGGGGAUGCUGUGUGUUUCCCUUAACUGUUCUCUGAAGCAAUAUCUUUAAUUUAUUAACUAGCCAUACUGACAAUACAGGCCCUUAAACUGGGUAUUGUACAUUUUUAAAGAAAACAUUCUGGACCUGAUUUCAAGAGCUGGUGUAAAUUCGUACCUUGAACUUGUUUGAAAAAUAUCAGGUGCAUUUUAGAUGGACAUGCAUGGUUGAGGUUCAUGUGAUCUGUUUUUAAUUACUCUGUAGACUUGUCUCUAGGCACAGAGAAAACAGAACAGUAUUACAGUUUGUUCCGUGAAUUUUGUUUUCUUUUCUCAACCCCUAAGCAUGUGCCAUUGCAACACACAGAAGUGACUUGCUCACCUCUGAAUUACACAGCUUGACUUCUCUAGAGAAGAUUAUAGUUACUGCAAUGCAGAAUUCACGCCAGUUAAGACUUCGUAUUUGUAACACACUGAAAGGGAUAUUGUUACGCAUACAUGUUUUUGAUGUGAGUACACAGGUUUGCCUUCAGUUUUUUUGAGCUAUAGACUAAAAGUGACUGACAUACCAACACCAGUUUUUUUUCUGAGAUACUGUUGCUAAAAUCAUACCAGAAUACAUUUACCCAUACUUCUGACAGGUUUGCAUGCAUUCUGUCCCACAAUAACAAGGCUAAGUCUUCACAAGCAAGCACAGAAUCCAUACUGUUAACUAUUGUAUUUUUAUUUUGAUCGCUCUUUCUGGGGUCUGUGUGGUUACUCAAAUCUGGUUUUGUGUGAACAUUGUAUAAUUUGUAUAUAUAUAUAUAUAUAUAUAUAAAGAUUAAUAAAAAUGAAGAUUUCUGGAUACAAAA